Aspergillus niger is the source of this 993-nucleotide messenger RNA. RefSeq lists its product as uncharacterized. Bases 1 to 993 code for a protein of 330 amino acids. NCBI's taxonomy places the organism in Eukaryota, Fungi, Ascomycota, Eurotiomycetes, Eurotiales, Aspergillaceae. Gene Ontology annotation, biological process: ribosome biogenesis; cytosolic ribosome assembly. The transcript has 4 exons. The record is from RefSeq and is a predicted model, not a curated record.
AUGCCCAUCAACCAACCAUCAAAUCAGAUUAAAUUUACCAACGUAUCAGUCGUCAGGCUAAAAAAGGGUAAAAAGCGCUUCGAACUCGCCUGCUACAAGAACAAACUCCUCGAGUACCGCUCCGGAGCAGAGAAGGAUCUCGACAAUGUCCUCCAAGUCCCCACGAUCUUCCUGUCGGUUUCCAAAGCGCAAACAGCCCCAUCCGCCGAGUUAACAAAGGCCUUCGGCGCCGACACGCCUGCAGAUGAGAUCCGGCAAGAAAUUCUACGAAAGGGUGAAGUGCAAGUUGGCGAGCGUGAGCGCAAGGAAAUCAUCGAGCGCGUGGAGAAGGAGGUGUUGGAUAUCGUAUCAGGACGGCUUGUUGAUCCUACGACGAAGCGAGUCUAUACCCCCGGAAUGAUUUCCAAGGCCUUGGACCAGCUCAGCUCGGCUAGUGGUCAACAGCAGAAACCGCUCUGGACGGGUGUGACGGCCAACAAGUCGGCGAAGAGUCAAGCGCUUGAAGCUAUGAAGGCGCUUAUUGCAUGGCAACCUAUCCCUGUGAUGCGGGCGCGGAUGCGCCUCCGUGUCACCUGUCCUGUGUCACUGUUGAAGCAGAGUGUUAAGGGUGGUGCGGCCGGUGGUGCUGCCGCGGGUGGUAAAGAAAAGGAGGCGCCGUCCAAGAGCGGCUCCAAGUCGAACAAGAAGGGUGGAAAGGGGUCCAAGAAAGCCCGUCAGCAGGAAUCCGAGGAUGAGGCAGGUGGAUCUGACGCAGAGUCCGCACCUGCCAAGGGUCCGAGCAAUGUCAAGGAUAAGAUCCUGAGCUAUAUCGAAUCUAUUGAGGCUCAGGAGGUUGUCGGCGGAGACGAGUGGGAGAUCAUUGGCUUUGCUGAGCCGGGAGCUUUCAAGGGAUUGAAUGAAUUUGUGGGCAACGAGACCCGGGGCAGAGGACGUGUGGAGGUGCUGGAUAUGACGGUGACCCAUGAAGAGAAGGAUACCAAAAUUAUGCCAUAA